Molecule: messenger RNA, 1803 nt
Organism: Cavia porcellus (domestic guinea pig)
Lineage: Eukaryota; Metazoa; Chordata; Mammalia; Rodentia; Caviidae
Gene: Loricrin
Product: loricrin cornified envelope precursor protein
Exons: 2
Coding region: 217-1563 (448 amino acids)
Cellular component (GO): cornified envelope
Molecular function (GO): structural constituent of skin epidermis
Source: RefSeq, a predicted model, not a curated record
ACCCUGGGCCUGCAAUCUCAAGGAGGUGGGGCUGACAACUCUGGGUCAUGGUCACGUAAGUGAGGUCAAACAGGAGAGGUUGGCCUGAUCAAUAGAUGAGUCAGGACAGGCAAAGAGUAUAAAACCUCAGGAGUUCCAGUGCUUCUCACAUCGCCAGCAUCAUCUCUCCUCAUUCAUCCUACCUGUUGAUUUGGGGUGUCCUUCCUCCUUAGCAAGAUGUCUCACCAGAAAAAGCAGCCUACCCCCUACCCUCCAGUGGUUUGCAAGACCUCUGGUGGUGGAGGUGGUGGUGGAGGUGGUUCCAGCUGCGGUGGCGGCGGCGGCGGCGGCGGCAGCUCUAGCUGUGGAGGAGGCUACUCCGGCGGCGGUUCCAGCUGUGGCGGGGGUUACUCCGGCGGCGGCUCGAGCUGCGGCGGCUACUCAGGGGGCGGCUCCUCCGGAGGCGGCUCCAGCUGUGGAGGUGGCGGUAGCUCGGGAGGAGGUAUCAAGUAUUCCGGAGGCAGCGGCGGCGGCUCCAGCUGCGGUGGCGGCUACUCCGGCGGCGGUUCCAGCUGUGGUGGCUACUCAGGGGGCGGCUCCUCCGGAGGCGGCUCCAGCUGUGGCGGGGGUUACUCCGGCGGCGGCUCCAGCUGUGGCGGCUACUCAGGGGGCGGCUCCUCCGGAGGCGGCUCCAGCUGUGGAGGUGGCGGUAGCUCCGGAGGAGGCAUUAAAUACUCCGGAGGCAGCGGCGGCGGUUCCAGCUGCGGCGGCGGCUCCUCCAGCGGCGGCUCCGGCCAGCACUACCACUGCCACAGCUCCGGCGGCGGCUCCUCCGGGGGCGCUUCAGGUUGUGGAGGCGGCUCUUCUGGGGGCAGCGGCGGCUACUCCGGGGGCGGUGGCUCCAACUGCGGCGGCGGCUCCUCCGGGGGCGGGUCUUCCGGCCAGUAUUACCAAUGCCAGAGCCACGGCGGCAGCUCCUCCGGGGGCGGUUCCGGCUGCGGCGGCGGCUACUCUGGAGGCGGCGGCUCCUCCGGGGGCGGUUCUGGCUGCGGCGGCGGCUACUCUGGAGGAGGCGGCGGCGGCGGCGGCGCUAGCUGCGGCGGGGGCUAUUCUGGGGGCGGCGGCGGCUCUGGUGGUCAGAGUUACCAGUGCCAGAGCUACGGCGGCUCCUCCGGGGGCGGUUCCAGCUGCGGCGGCGGCUACUCGGGAGGCGGCGGCUUUGGCUGUGGCGGCUCCUCCGGGGGCGGUGGCUCUAGCUGUGGCGGGGGCUCCUCUGGAGGCAGCGGCAGCUCUGGUGGUCAUUACCACCAAUGCCAGAGCCACGGCGGCUCUUCCGGAGGCGGUUCCGGUUGCGGCGGCGGCUCCUCCGGGGGCAGCGGCUGCGGCGGGGGCUCCUCCGGGGGCAGCGGCUGCGGCGGGGGCUCCUCCGGGGGCAGCGGCUGCGGCGGGGGCUCCUCCGGGGGCGGGGGUGGCUCCGGCCACGGAGGAGGCUCCUCUAGCGGCGGCUCCUCUGGCGGUGGCAAGGGCGUCCCGAUCUGUCACCAGACCCAGCAGAAGCAGGCACCUAGCUGGCCAUGCAAAUAAGCCCCCCUGGAUACUGCGGAGGCAAAACAGCUGGAGAUGUUCUCCGUGGGCAUCAAUGGGCUUAAUGUUCUCAUGAUACUGCUCCAGGUUUCCAAAUUUUUCGUGUCUCUACCUACCUAGAAGAAGCCAUGGGAGUUCUUAGACUGCAUCUCAUUCUGCAGUUUUUCCUUCUUGGUUUCUGUAUGACUACCUCCCAAUUCCAGUGCCUUUUCAAUCAAUAAAUUAUGCAAUUCAUGAGAA